UGCUUAACGAACUUGGGAAGGGGUCAUAUGGGGCUGUUUACAAGGCAAGGGAUCUAAGAACUUCAGAGCUUGUUGCCAUCAAAGUGAUAUCAUUAACAGAAGGGUUGUUUUAGGAGGAAGGGUAUGAAGAAAUUCGAGGUGAAAUUGAGAUGUUGCAACAGUGCAGCCAUCCAAAUGUUGUUCGAUAUUUGGGAAGCUAUCAAGGUGAAGAGUACCUUUGGAUAGUUAUGGAGUACUGUGGCGGUGGAAGUGUUGCUGACUUGAUGAAUGUUACAGAAGAGCCUUUGGAGGAGUAUCAAAUAGCAUAUAUAUGUAGAGAAGCACUGAAGGGCCUUGCUUAUUUGCAUUCAAUUUUCAAGGUCCAUAGAGAUAUUAAGGGUGGUAAUAUUUUGUUAACUGAACAGGGAGAAGUCAAGUUGGGUGAUUUUGGGGUUGCUGCGCAGCUUACAAGGACCAUGUCAAAGCGCAAUACGUUCAUUGGCACUCCACAUUGGAUGGCUCCAGAAGUAAUUCAGGAAAGCCGUUAUGAUGGAAAGGUGGAUGUUUGGGCUCUUGGUGUUUCUGCAAUUGAAAUGGCUGAGGGACUUCCUCCAAGAUCAACAGUGCAUCCUAUGAGGGUUUUAUUCAUGAUUUCUAUUGAGCCAGCUCCAAUGCUUGAGGAUAAAGAAAAAUGGUCUCUUGUAUUUCAUGAUUUUGUUGCAAAGUGCCUUACAAAAGAACCUCGUUCACGUCCAACUGCAUCUGAGAUGCUGAAGCACAAGUUUAUUGAAAAAUGCAAAUACGGAGCCUCAGCAAUGUUGCAAAAGAUUGACAAAGCAAGGCAAAUUAGGGCCUCAAUGGCUUUGGAGGCACAAAAUGUUGUUCCAGUUGAAUCUGAAACACCAGAGGCCCCAAAACUCAACGAGUAUUAUGGAGAUACUGUUCCAUCAAAGAGACCUCAGACAGCUGAUGAAAUACCCAAAUCUGAAGUUGUUAUGGACCUGGCUGGAGAAGUGGACUUUGGAACGGUAGUGAUUCAUGGAGGGGAGGAGACAGACAAGGAAGCCGUGCAGAAUGCGCUUGAUAGUGCUAGAGAUCCUUCGCAGGUUCUAAGACAUUUUGAAAGUCCUUCAGUUACUGCGACAGGAGGCAAAUCAAUUGACUCGCGGGUGGAUAAUGCAAGCGUUGUUGCUGCAAACAAAAUUUUGAUUGGAGAAUCGCAUCCUCUAUUGCAGAAUAUAAGGACAUUGCCUCCAGUACCUGGUUCUCCUUUGCAAAAUCUCAAGAAGGGUAGCACACUUCAGUCACCGGUUGGAAGAAGUGGGGUUGUGGGUACUUCCACUUUGAAGAAUGAAACUGUCAGCAAAAAAGCUUUUGCAUUACAAGACAAGCUUUGGUCCAUUUAUGCAGCUGGUAAUACAGUACCUAUUCCAUUCUUGAAGGCAACAGAUAUAUCCCCAAUUGCUCUCUUAUCAGACAAUGUUCUUGGAGGCAUGCAACGGGAUAAUAGUGAGGCAGGGGAAGUGCUGCAAGAGCUUUUUAGUGGUGAUGGGCCAUCUAGAAAGGGUCGGCGGUUACAAAAUGAGAUGCCUCUUCCUGCAAGUGUCUACAAAAGACUAACUUCAAGUUCUACACUACUGAAUCUGGCACAGGCUUUGGCGUACCACAGAACAUGUUAUGAGGAGAUGCCACUCCAAGAGUUGCAAGCAACGCAAGAGCAACAGACCAUUCAAAAUCUCUCUGAUACGCUUCGAACUAUCCUCCGCUUGUAAAUAGUGGCAUGCUAAGAGAGAGACUCGCUGAAUACUUCUAUUUUUGUUUUGUAUUCAGAAAAUGCAAAACUGUUGGGUCUCAAAAUAGCAUUUUUCUCUUCAUUUAUUUAUUCUUCUCUUUUUACUAGGUUACAACUCGUAAUCUCAUAGUGCUGGAGUAGAGACUCCUGCAAUACUUUUGGGCCAAAGCUCAUUGGUUAACUAAUUUCCUGUAUAUAAUAAUAGCUUUUUAUUUAUUUAUUGGGCAAAGCAAAUCUGUACUCACAUUUUGUUUAGAUGUAAUGCCAAUUUUGAGGGUGUUUGACAAUGA
Messenger RNA from Ricinus communis (castor bean), 2061 nucleotides. Its product is annotated as serine/threonine-protein kinase 4. The coding region runs from base 150 to 1751 and encodes 533 amino acids. Gene Ontology annotation, molecular function: ATP binding; protein kinase activity. The record is from RefSeq and is a predicted model, not a curated record. Gene Ontology annotation, biological process: protein phosphorylation; intracellular signal transduction; regulation of MAPK cascade. Lineage: Eukaryota; Viridiplantae; Streptophyta; Magnoliopsida; Malpighiales; Euphorbiaceae. The transcript is spliced from 18 exons.